CAUCUUGCUACACCCUACACCAUUGAACUACGCCGCUACCCCACGCCCAGUUAGACGCAAGUAGCCGAGUGCUGAGCUGAACCAGGAAGUGGGGGGAUGGAAGGCGGUGGUAAUCGAUAGUGGAUGUAUGAGGAGGAAGUUUUUUUCCCCCUUCCAGCAGAGGAGCAAUGAAGGUUCAUAUCAAGUCCUGGAAUGGGGUGGCCUCCUGGCUGUGGGUGGCCAAUGAUGACAACUGUGGCAUCUGUCGGAUGGCCUUCAAUGGCUGCUGCCCAGACUGUAAGGUUCCAGGAGACGACUGCCCCUUGGUGUGGGGUCACUGCUCACACUGCUUCCACAUGCACUGCAUCCUCAAGUGGCUGAACUCCCAGCAAGUACAGCAGCACUGCCCGAUGUGCCGCCAGGAGUGGAAGUUCAAGGAGUAGACUUUCCCUUCUUGGCCCGUGUAGAUGAUGUCAUAGGACGCUUCUUGGAUUCAGAGAUGGGUGAUCUGUGGACCUACAAAGU
Molecule: messenger RNA, 504 nt
Organism: Rana temporaria (common frog)
Lineage: Eukaryota; Metazoa; Chordata; Amphibia; Anura; Ranidae
Gene: ANAPC11
Product: anaphase promoting complex subunit 11
Exons: 3
Coding region: 168-422 (84 amino acids)
Biological process (GO): protein ubiquitination; positive regulation of mitotic metaphase/anaphase transition; anaphase-promoting complex-dependent catabolic process
Cellular component (GO): nucleus; anaphase-promoting complex
Molecular function (GO): zinc ion binding; ubiquitin protein ligase activity; cullin family protein binding
Source: RefSeq, a predicted model, not a curated record